AUGUUGCCAGAGACAGAGGAGCAGGAACAUGACUGUUUAGAAAUCAUAGAUGCCCAGUACUCCAGCCGUCCAGACUUAAAAGAUCAGCCACUCCCCAAUGCAGAGUAUGAGUGGUACACUGUCGGCAGCAGCCUUGUUACAGAUGGGCAAAGGAGGGCGGGCUAUGCUGUUGUAACUCUCCAUGAGACUGUGGAAGCGGAAAGUUUGCCUGCCGGAACGUCAGCCCAGCUGGCUGAAUUGGUAGCUUUAACCCGUGCACUCGAACUGUCAAAAGGAAAAAGAGUUAACAUUUUUACUGAUUCCAGAUAUGCCUUUGGAGUGCUACAUGCUCAUGCAGGUCUCUGGAAGCAAAGAGGAAUGCUUACAGCUCAGGGGUCCCCGGUCAAGCAUGGGACACAGAUUCUCCGGCUUCUGGAAGCGGUGCAGCUCCCCUCAGAGGUAGCAGUGGUGCACUGCAAAGCCCAUCAAAGAGAAGACCAGGACGUAGCCAAGGGCAACGCCAGGGCCGACAGGGAAGCCAAGCGGGCUGCCACCCUGGAACCAUUGGAAGCUGAGGAGGCCCAUGUGCAUGCCCUCAUCCCAUCAGUGGGCACAUGCGGGAUGGAGGGGAAUCCCUAA
Messenger RNA from Mauremys reevesii (Reeves's turtle), 618 nucleotides. Its product is annotated as ribonuclease H-like. The record is from RefSeq and is a predicted model, not a curated record. Gene Ontology annotation, molecular function: nucleic acid binding; RNA-DNA hybrid ribonuclease activity. Gene Ontology annotation, biological process: DNA replication, removal of RNA primer. Lineage: Eukaryota; Metazoa; Chordata; Testudines; Geoemydidae. The transcript has 2 exons. The coding region runs from base 1 to 618 and encodes 205 amino acids.